Molecule: messenger RNA, 861 nt
Organism: Carassius carassius (crucian carp)
Lineage: Eukaryota; Metazoa; Chordata; Actinopteri; Cypriniformes; Cyprinidae
Product: CD209 antigen-like protein E
Exons: 5
Coding region: 159-857 (232 amino acids)
Source: RefSeq, a predicted model, not a curated record
UACACAUUGAGCAUUGUUGAAGAUGAAGUUCCCUUCUGCAUAAAUACUGACCAAACAAAUACAGAUGAGGAACACAACAGUCGCCUCCAGAAUUGAAACGGGUGUUCUCGAAGACACCGAAACGGUAGGAAAUUACAGAAAAGGAUACAACCCGCAAAAUGCACCAAGAAGAUGGAAGUAGGGCUGAUGAGGUGUAUGAAAAUAGUGGCGUUAUAAAUGGUCAAUCUGGAAAACAGAUCACAACCUGCAACACAACAAGAAUUCAUUCAUCUAAACAUACAGAAAGUGAUGGUGUGAAGAUCAGAAGCUCCAGAGCUGAACGCUGUGUUUCAUUGCUGCUGUGUGUUUUUCUGCUGACUGCAGUCGUAGCGUUGUGUGUCUUCUUCACUCAAGAGAGACAACAGCUCGUGUCCAGGAAUGAGAAUCUGACUAGAGAGAGAGACCAGCUGAAACAGGAGAAAAAUGAUCUUCAGAGCAGUCUUGGUAAAGUGGAUGGAUGGAUCUGCCAUCAAUCCAGUCUAUACUUUUUUUCCUCUGAGAGGAAGAACUGGACGGAGAGUAGAAGAUACUGUAGAGAGAGAGGAGCCGAUCUGAUCAUCAUAAACAACAGAGAGGAAGAAGACUUUGUUACGAGGGUGUCUGUUUUUAAUGCAGUCUGGAUUGGUUUGACUGACACUGAUGAAGAGGGCAGAUGGAAAUGGGUUGAUGGCAGCACAAUGACCUCUGGCUUCUGGAUAUCUGGAGAGCCAGACAGUUUCAUGGGUCUAGAGGAAGACUGUGUCAUAGCUUCAUAUGGAUGGAAUGAUUCUCCGUGUAAUGGGGCAUUUGGAUGGAUUUGUGAGAAGACUAUUUUUUAAAAUG